Molecule: messenger RNA, 2940 nt
Organism: Oryzias latipes (Japanese medaka)
Lineage: Eukaryota; Metazoa; Chordata; Actinopteri; Beloniformes; Adrianichthyidae
Molecular function (GO): protein dimerization activity
Source: RefSeq, a predicted model, not a curated record
UCAAAAAGCCGGCGCAGUGAUACAAUAAUUUAAGCUAGGUGACCGGAACUUCUUUUUUCCCCGUGGGGUUGUUAAGUUUUAAUGCACAUCCAGCAGCCGAUCAGAAUCGAGUAUUCAACCAGACCAUGGUAUAAGACAUGCUUAUACAUUAUUUGUAAUUUAUGUCAAGGCUGUGAAUGGUUUAUGUACCAUUUGUAGUAGUUUGUUAAAUCUGGUCUGGGAUCUUCUUCUUUAUUUCUUUUGAUCAGUGCCCCAUUGACCACAUUGAUCAAAGCUCACUGCUCAAAGAUGCAGAUGAAAAUAAAAUUUACUAGUAGUGCAUUUUAUUAAAAUACAUUUAUUUACUUUUUAUAGGUCAUGCUUGGUGUACUUUGUGUAAAUGUGUUGUCAACUAUGGAUCCAGUGGCAAGAAGAGGCUCCAUGAGCAUGCAGACAGUGGGUCUCACAAAAAAAAGCGAGCAGCACAGCAGAAUCAGACCAAGUUGCCGUCAUCCUUCAUGUCUCCAAGCACUUCUCAAUCAGAGUGCCACUUCCCUUAUGGUGCUGCGUCAAAUGUAAAGCAUGAUGAUGUCAGGUGUGCCAAGUCUGCAGAGGAACCCCCAGAAGUUAGCAUGGUAGACAGAAGAUCCCAUGCCGAAGGCAGGACGCUGGCGUUUCUGGCAGAGCAGGGUUUACCACUAAGACUAGUACCUCACCUGAUCUCCUAUGCUAAGGAAAUGGCUAGGGAUAGUCAAGUCCUGAGCACACUGCAUAUGGAAAGAACAACAGCCUCAUACAAGUUGCGGGAGGGCCUUGGUCAGGCCUUACACGACACACUCGUUAAGAAGUUAACUGUUACCUUUUUCUCUAUUAACUCUGAUGAAUGCACAAGCACGGCAAAUGAAAAGGUUUUCAGUGUGCUUGUGUGUUUCUUUGAUGAGUCUAAAGGGGAGUCUGUCACAGAGCCACUCCUGUCGGCACCCAUUAAACGUGCCACAGCCAAAAUAGUGACUGAUGUCGUCACCAAAAAGUUCACUGAAGAGAACAUCCCUCUCGCAAACUUGAUAUCAAGCCUCUCAGAUUCAGCAAACUACAUGAGAGGCAAAAUAUCAGGUUUUGAAACCCAGCUUCGUAGCCUUGCACCCCAUCUUCUAGACAUCGAUGGAGAUGUGUGUCAUCAUGUGCACAACAUUGUUAAAAAAUUUUGUGCACCCUUUGGGAGAGAAGUGGAGCGCUUGUGUGAUGAUAUGUACACAGAAUUCAAGUUUGGCCCAGAUGUGCGAGAAUAUGCACAAGACAUCUCCUCAAUCUUGGAUAUUCAUUACAGGACACCUCUACAAAGAGUGCCCCAUAGGUGGCUGUCAGUGUUUGACACCUGUGCUGUCAUUGUGGACCUUAUGCCUGUUGUCACUGUCUUGUAUUAUCCCUUUGUGUCCAAAGACCUUCAGGGUGCCUACGAAGAAGUUGUAGACAAUCUGCUGGAGAAAUGCACAGACCGAUCCAAGAAAACCAUUAAGGAAAUACAACGGCAGUUUAAGCUAAAAGGAUCAACAUCUGAAGGAAAGGACCGAAAGGAAAGGAUUGUAGAACGUUUGUUCUACCAGCGUGAUAAGACUGACGUUCAUCUAUCAUUCUACAUGGAAUGUCUUCCCAUCUUUAAGUCUUUUGUCCUCAUCUUUCAAAAAGCAGAGCCAAUGGUGCAUACUCUCCACGAUGAGCUGAGGAAUCUCACAGACACCUUCUUGGCUUGCUUUGUAAAGCGAGACAAAGUGAAGAAAAUGAAAAGCUCAGAUCUGAAGAAGCUUGAUCUGCAUGACACCUCCAUUAUGAGACCUACAAAAGACAUUUAUGUAGGAUCUGAAACUGAAAAGCUUCUGAACAAAAUUGAGGAAAAAGUUGGUCCAGCCAUGGAAAUGUUGUCGACACUUCCUGUCAGUGUUCCAGGAUCUUCUAGAGUUACUUUUCCUGAACAGUUCAGGAAUAAAGCAUUAGAGGCUUACCAGUCUGCAGGAAAGAUGCUCCUCAGUAAAUUUCCGAUUGCCAACAGUUUACUGCGCAGGCUCUCAGCUCUGGAUCCCCGUGUUCUGGGGAAUGACAGUGCUUGCAAAGCAAUGCAGCGACUUAAGUUGAACUUUCCUACAGUGAUAAAAGAAGAGGAUUACAAUCCGUAUGAUUUGGAAUGUUCAAGGAUCAAUGUGGCUAACGACCUGCCCCCAGUUGGAGACACAUUUCGUUUAGAUCACUGGUGGUGGCAGGUGAUGAAGAAAGGGCAGUAUCCAUAUCUCUCCAAAGUUGUUAAGGCUGCUCUUAGCAUUUUCACAGGACCCAAAAUUGAGUCCUCAUUCAGUGGUCUCAAUGACAUUGUCGACAAAAAGUCAAACAGAUUACAUGUUGAGACCUAUCAUGCAUAUAUGCAGGUGAGGUACAGUUUAAAGUCAAAGAAUGCGUCGGCGCUGGAUGUGUACCAUCGGCAGGACAAUCGGAAGUCCCCUGUGGACAGAAUCCAGUGCCACUACCUUCAGACAGCUCACGGACGAUACAAGAGAAAAAUGGUAAAGAGACAAGAAGAGCAAGAAGAAAGGAGAAGAGCAAUGGGGGUGGAGUCUAGUAAAUCCACACAAAAAAAACAAGUGAACGAUGUCCACCAGAAGGCCAAACAGAUAAAGAGGAAAAUCCUCAGCCAGUCUAAAAGAAGAGCACCAGUUUCAAAGAAACCGCGAAAAGUGUAAACUGGCCUCUGUGUACAGUGUACAGUUCAUGUACAGUUCAUUGCUUUUCUAUAGUUCAAUAAAGAAAUGCAUGUAAGCAGUUUUCUUAUUUUGAAUACAUUUCUCAAUCUAUUUGUAUUUCCUAAUUACCAUGAUUUAGUUCAGUUUUGCUCAGAUUACUAAGUAUUUGUGUUUAAGAAUUGAUAUAUUAUUUAUGUUAUAGAAAGAAAGUUUAAAGCAGAUCCCAUAUUUU